Molecule: messenger RNA, 4130 nt
Organism: Galleria mellonella (greater wax moth)
Lineage: Eukaryota; Metazoa; Arthropoda; Insecta; Lepidoptera; Pyralidae
Product: nose resistant to fluoxetine protein 6-like
Exons: 13
Coding region: 156-2135 (659 amino acids)
Molecular function (GO): acyltransferase activity, transferring groups other than amino-acyl groups
Source: RefSeq, a predicted model, not a curated record
CUCGUUGGAGAAGGGCGGGCGACCUCCACCUUCAACAUUAUGCAACUUGGCUAUCGCAAGUCGGCUAACACGACUUAUGGAAGCGUGUUACGCGUGUUCUAACGUUAGUCGGAUGAACCGAUCGACGUUCAUGUGUGGUAUUUCUAAUUAACAUUAUGGCGGUUCAAAUAUUAUACAUAUUGUGGUGUACAUUUUUAACAAGUGUUAGUGCUAGUGUUGUAAAAUUUAACGAAACAGCGUUUGCAUCUCUCCCACCAUUAUAUGCGUUGGACGAUUGGAAACAAUGUCAGCGGCCAGGGGACCAGUACUGCAUUGUGGAUGCUGCGUUGGUAUCGCGACAUCCGUCCCCCGGGCUCAUGUUACUGCAGGAAUAUUCAAAGGAAACGCUAAAACACUACAAUAGAACGCAGAUUCACCGCGGCGUGUGUGUCACAAGAUGUGGCUCUCACGAGAACACAACUGGCGUCUGGGAUGCAGCGCAGCUUUGCUUAAAUGACAGUCUGCUCAAAUAUGGUUUAGAGGCCGAAGUGUUAUCCGUGGACUGGUGCACCACCGCGGGAGCCUCUCCAGCCAGUUCAGGCUCGGCGCUAGCGCUGGCCGCGCUGUGCGUGGUGCUGCUUACGCUCGCCCUCCUCGCCACCACGCUGCACGCGCUCGGCGAACGAUGUGCCACAUUUAAUGGCAACAAGUACUUGCUCGCGUUUUCCAUGAAACACAACUGGCAGAUUUUGACUUAUGAUCGCUCAAAGCCACGGUCUGACGAGCGAAUGAAGUCCAUAGCCUGCAUCGAGGGUAUGAGAGUAUUCGGCCUAGUGAGCGUGAUAUUCUCUCACGCCCUGCUUAUAUACGUGUACUCCUUUACCGACAAUCCGGAAUUCAUUGAAAAUAUGUACGAUCAAUUCGUAUGGCAGACCUUGUUCAACACGCCCAUAUGGUUGCAAGCUUUCUUUUCCAUGUCCGGCUUCCUAACUACCUACGUGAUACUCAUCACCAUGGACGAAAAGCCAAUCACCUUUUGGAAAUGUCUGAUUGGUAUCAUCAAUAGGUACAUUAGGUUGACGCCCGCAGCAGGUUUUGCCCUAUGGUUCAUCAUAUCGUGGUAUCCGUACCUGGGCUCCGGACCACAGUGGAAUUGGAUGGUCACCAGGGAGGCCCACGACUGCUCAGAGAGGUGGUUGUACCACAUACUCUACGUACACAACUACCUUGAAAUGGGGAAAAUGUGUAUGGGACACACUUGGUACUUAGCAGCUGAUAUGCAACUGCAUAUCGUGGGAUUGUUCCUCAUGCUGCUACUGGCCAGAUAUCGGAAGGCGGCUGUUCUGGUGUUGCCAGCCCUGGUCAUCGCGUCAGCGUUGGCAGCUGGACUAGUCACAUACUUCAAUGAAUUGACUCCCAUUAUUACUGGCCAGUCACCCGAAAUUCUACGCACUAUAUUCGCCGGCACCAAGAUUCUAACGAUGCUGUACUUACCGUUCUGGAUGAAUCUAUCGGGCUACGUGGGGGGGAUAAUCACAGCUUUCAUUUUACAUUACAUACAGGUCAACGGUAUCAGACUCAAUGAGAUGAAGUGGUUCAACAUGCUGUUCCACAUAGCGUUGACUCUGGGAGGGUGCGUGGCGAUGGCGGGCACGGUGUUCCUCUCUGACACUGCCCUCCCUCUCUGGGCCUCAUCACUGUACGCCGCUCUGGACAGAACGCUCAUCACCGUGUUCUUUAACAUCUUUAUGCUGGGCUGCUUCAGUGGAUGUAAAUCUGGCCUGAGGAGUAUGCUGUACUGGCGCGGCUUUCACAUCCUGGGCAGGUUGUCGUACUGCGUGUUCCUUGUGCACUUCAUAAUACUCAGGCUGGUUUUUGCUGGAAACCCUCAGUUGGGGCAUGGAUCCAUUUAUACGUUGAUAUCUCUGCUAAUAACAAUCAUGGUGCUUUCCAUCAUCGCCGCUAUACCAUUCUGUCUGCUGGUUGAACUACCAGCGAUAGAGUUGUGGAAGGCCAUUACAGAAGGCGACCGGACCGAACGCAAGUCCACCAGCCCUGUUCGCCAGCAACAUCGGGAACCUGUCAUCCACACCAUCAUGCCUGCAGUCAAACCCAUGGAUCUCUUAACUAAUGUUCGAAGGAGAAACGAAGUUUAGAUUUAAAAAGUAUAUUUUUUUAACAUUGAGGGGGCAGUCGGAUAGAUUCAAGGAUCGAUUAGAGAUGCCAACUGUCUAAUAGCAAAUUUGAUUUAUUUAUUUUUUGGAAAACGUACGUAGCUGAAUUACAGUCAAUACAUAAUCAAAUUUAUAUCUAUGUUAAGCCAUUAAUCGUUUUCACAUUUGCGUAAUGACACAACUGAUCGGUUUUUAUAUAUGCAAAAUACAUAUAUACAUAUAUAUAUACACACAUAAAACACACACACAUUAUAUACAUACACACGCACAUAUACACACAUAUAUAAUGAUUAAAAAGUUAUAAAUUUUGAUGAGACACCUUUUAGCUUAAUAUAUUAUAACAAAACCUUUGUGCCAUGAUGGUCUUGAGUCAUAGUAGCCAGUAAUUUCAUUGUCUUAUCUAUAUUCUAUAAACACAGAGACACACAGAGGUGGAUUAAAUAUCUUUUUUUUUAUACAACUUUGAAUGGCAAACAAGUUGACGGUCCACCUCAUGGGAAGUGGUAACCGUCGCCUAUAGACAUGAGCAGUACCAUGAACAUAACAGAGUAUACUGUUUCGCCCAUGAUACCUCCCAUGCGUUGCCAUUCCUGGGACUCAGGUGUUAUUCCUCUGUACCCAGUAAAUUCACGCCAUAUCCCACCCUUCAAACCGAAACACAACCAUGCAAACACAGUUGCUUCAUGGUUGAAACACGAAUAGGACAGAGGUACCUAAGCAAUCGAAAAUCUUUGAGUACUCUAGACAAAGCACCUCAUUGACGCCCCUGCAUCAGGAUAUAUAUUAUACAUUUUAAUUUAUAUAAGUUAUAAUUAGCAAUAAUAGUAGUAAAUAUUGAGUAGUUAUGAAUUAUUUAUUUAAAAACUAAUACAUUUAUCACAUUUAUAGACAAUUAAAAAAAAAAAGAAAAUUAAAAGUUUCUGUGUCUACAUUUGUCUUGCCAGGUUAUCAAUAACAUCGUUAUAGUUUAAAGAUGGCAAUAAUUUUGUUCAAUGUUAAGUGUUGCCAACGAAUUUAAUUCUCUUAUCUGUGAUGUUUGAGCGAAGAUAUUUUUUCUUUCUCUUUAGACAGGAAAAUCUCCGUCACUGCAACUGCUAACUGCCGCCAAUAUGCACAUUCUUAAGGCUAUAUUAAUGUUAAAAUUGUAUAAAUAUAUUUUAUAUUGUGUAAGUGAGUAUAGGUUAAGUUUUUUUCUUUAUUUAAAAGUUCCAAGCGCGCGCCAUUUUGUUUGCGUUAAGGAUAAUUCGCUUCUAGGAAUACAGCUUGCAAGUAUUCUGCUUGAUGGAUCUCCUCAACGGAGAGGCUUAUGUUGAUGAUGAUGGUGAUGAUGAUGAAAUUGGGAUACAAUAUAAGAUGGAAAAGGACAUAGAUUAUUUUUUGUCCCUGUCAGUAAACAUAUCCUGGUCAUACGGACGACGUCGCGAGUAAAAGCUAGUAUUUAAUAUCUCUAAGGUGAUAGAUAAGAACACUACAGUACAGGGCGGAAAGGGAUUGUUAGUAAUGGAGACUGAGAAUCCCAUUGCUAGCUAUAUACCUAACCAGGUCGACCUCUUAGCCAUUCCCCCUGGAAACUAUUAUGGUUAAUUCCUGAUGAAUUCAUCAUAAUGGGCUAACGGGGGUUACCAUUCCAUUUUCACUCAUAAAAAAAAACACCACAGUACUACAUCGACAUAGUGAUAGAGAGAGAUUAGAUAUGAAUUUAUUUUGUUUUACUGAAACAAUGUCUGUUGAUUAUCGUUUCGAUAAAUAAUCUCUGUCUGAUAUUUUAUCGAAUUAACCACAGAUAAAGGAAUAAUAGGUACUUACAAACAUAGAUUUAGUAUAAGAUCUAUGCUUAGAAUUGACAGUCCAUAAAAGGAAAUAAAAUACAUCGAAAUUUUUUCACUAUUGGUAUUAUUUUGUUGAAUUCCGCUACCAUUAUUAUUGAGAUGAUGUUCAAAUAGUAAUUAAAGUUUUGUUAAUUAUUUUUUCUUUUAC